Messenger RNA from Arachis ipaensis, 4186 nucleotides. The record is from RefSeq and is a predicted model, not a curated record. Lineage: Eukaryota; Viridiplantae; Streptophyta; Magnoliopsida; Fabales; Fabaceae.
CGGCUCACGAUCUAUCAUCUUCUAAUUCUAAUAAAAAUGUCUUCUUUGCUUUCCAUUAUAUUAUCCAUGUCUGCCAUAUUAUUUUUCUAAGCAUUAACUACCAGUUGCUUGGAUCACCUUUAGAGAUCAUAACACGCACUGAAUUGAGUUAUAAGUGGACAAAAGUUUAUCUUUUGUCAUACAUAUAUGAAUUAAUUUUCGUUUCUCACUCAAUUUAAGUUAAUAAACAGUGAGGUCAUAGUUUAAUAUGGUCAUGCUAUAACUUUUCACCUACACCCACUAUACACACUUUCUCAUCACUCUUUAAUUAUUAGAAAUUGUUUGCUAGCAUAUGGAAUUUAUUUUCUAAGUUUUAUGCCUACUCCAAAAGAGAAAAAUCCAAUAUUCCACAAGAAAAGUGUCAAAACAGGGAAAUUGUUAAGAAAUUUCUCAAAAGAAGAUAAAGUAAAAAGUGCUAUUUAUUUAAUUAUCUGCUCUCUAUAUAUAUUGGUAGAGAUAACCGAUCAUCAGAUUUUCAGAACUAAAAGUUUGUGCAAGAAAUUGAAGAAACCAAAAGCUUGGGCCUGUGAUAUUUUUUUCACUUUGCAAGGUGGAAGAGAUGAGGCACAUUCCCAAGUUAUACGUUUCAUCACCGCUAACGGCGUGUGCUUCAUUGGUGAAUUGAGGUUCUACAACUAGCCGCUGAUUCUCUUACUCUCGCUGGACUUUCACCGCCUGGACGCCAGCCAUUGCCAAGCAGCCGCAACCGACGCCGCCUCCCUCCACGCCAACGCUCGAGCAGUCCGACGUGCGCUGAAUUUUUUCCCCAUAGCCCACAAACCCGCGCACAGUGCAGCCCCCCACAGCCCACUGCGUCCACCUUCACCGCCUAUUCGUCUCCGACUGAUCCACCCGAAUACAGGGGAAAGUUGUGGCUUCCAUUUCAUAUGAACGUGACCUCUCACAGCCACUUCAAUGGAGUCCAAUUUGCUUGAAAUGGGUUGUCAUGCCCCAGCUUCCUUCACCGACGACAAUACCACACAUUCAAGUGACAAUCUUCUCAAUUCUUGCGACGUGGAAGGUGAAAAAGUCUAACAAGGCCAUAGAAUGUACAGAUAUUACUGAGUUUGGAAGUGAUGACACGGAUCUUGUUGAUGAGUUACCGGAUCAUAGUUGCCUUGUCGAAGAUGAAAUACCAAGAGUUGGGAUGCAAUUUGAGAAAUUGAAGCUGGUCCAGGAUUUUUAUGCGAGCUACGCAAAGAAAGUCAGUUUCAUAAGUAAGAUACAUAACACAAACUUUGACAAAAUGAUAAAGGAACUGAUUAACCAAUCUAUUCAUUGUAAUUGGAAGGGUUUCUGUGGGUCUCGUGUCAAAGCACCCACACGGAAGAAUACGGUUGCUGCCGUGGGGUGCAAAGCAAGAAUAUAUACAAAGUUUGACAGGGAGAAGUAAGAUUGGAUCUUGUUCAAGGUUAAUUUGAGGCACUUGCGCCCAUGUUCAACUAAAAAGGCGGUGCACUACCAUGAGAAUAGGGAGUUGACCAUGUAUGCGAAAUGCAUGAUUAAGGUUAAUGAUGAGGCGGGCAUUCAAACCAAGAAAACAUUUCUAGCAUUGGCUAAUUAGGUUGGUGGACCGUCGAACCUGGGCUUAUCAGAGAAGGAUGUCAGGAAUUACAUCUCAUCAAGACUCUGAUCCACUAAUGUCAAUGGAAAUGUCAAGGAGAUGCUGAAUUACUUCAUGCGAAUGACGGAGAUAAAUCCAAACUUCUUCUACACAGUGAAGUGGAUGACAAUUAUAAUUUUAGGAGUGCAGUUUGGGUGGUUGCAAGGUGUAGGGAGUCUUAUGAAUACUAUGGAGACGUGGUGUCAUUUGAUACCAUAUACAGCACGAACCGGUAUAAUUUAUUUAUGUUUUUGUUUACUUUUUUUUGUUAUUUUGUAUUAGUUGGAUGUUCAUAAAUGUGGUUGUUUUUACUUUAGGCAUGGAUUUUCGUUCGCCUCUUUCGUCGGUGUGAACCACCAUUGUAAGUCUACUUUGCUAGGCUGUGCUCUGUUGGACAGCAAGGAGAUCCCGAGUUUCGAGUGGGAGUUCACGCAAUAGCUGAAGUGCAUUGGAACUGCACCACAGGGCAUCAUCACUGACCAAUAGGUCCAUGUUUGGUGCAACUAGAAAAGUCCUACCCAAUACACACCACCGUUGAUGCAUCUGGCAUAUAACGAAAAAGAUACUGUAUAAGCUCGAAGGUUAUGCUAGGUUCAGAGAGUUGAAUGCUGAGCUUAAUCACAUUAUAUGGAACUCUCAGUCGGUUGAGGCUUUCGAGGAUGGUCGGGCUGAAUUCAUUGAUGAGUUCAAGCUACAUCACAACACAUGGCUAUUAAGUUCGUGUCUUUUAAGUUAAAUCAUGUAUCGUAGUUGCUUAGAUGUUGUUAUGUUCUUCUUUUCUGUUCUGAAAAUCUGUUCCUUAUGUGGGGUUCUGUUUUUUGAUAUUUUUUUGUUUUGUGUAGACUUGUUUGAGGACUGACGCAUGUGGGUGCCGAUCUUUUUCAAGGGUCAAUUUUGGGUUUCUAUGAGGAGUACGCAAAGGAGUGAGAGUAUGCAUGCAUUCUUUGGUGGAUACUUACAUUGCAAGACUAGCUUUGUUCAGUUCAUCCACGAGUUCGACAACGUGCUUGGAAAAAAGGAGCAGAAGGAACUAGAGAACGAUGCUGCAGACUCGAGAGGAGUAAUCCCAUGUGCAACUAGCUCAGCCAUUGAGAGACAAUUCCAACAAGAGUACACCAACGACAUGUUUAGGGAUGUCCAAACGGAGUUUGACAAGAAGACUGAUUGUAAUAUUCGUGCUGUUUAUGAACAAGGUGACUCAGCUUGGGUAAAAGUGGAAGAGGAAAUACUAGCCUACGAGAAGACCCGGUAUGUUACGCACAACGUCCAUUUUGACCAUUCGACUCAUCAGGUUUGAUGUGAGUGUAACUUGUUCGAGAGUACAGGUAUACUAUGUUGCCACUGUCUUAUAGUGUUUUUCUCUUACAAAGUGAAUAAAGUGCCUUCCUGCUUUGUUCUUUCCCGUUGGAGCAAGAACAUAAAGCGCAAGCACACCUACAUUAAGAGUAGCCACAACGUGAGACGUUCGGAUGAGAGCCACAACUUAUUAAGAGAGUUGUGUGCACACUUCUACAAUAUUGCGUAGGAAUUUGUGAAUGGUGACGAUGAAGCAGACAUGUUGCAUGCUGCGCUAGACGAUGCAAGGGCCAAGUUAGUUGAUUACCGUGCCAAGUUACGGAAUAAGACUGUCGCUGAUGCACACACUAGCAUCGCCACAGAGACUUCCUUCGUGGUGGGCACAAAGGACAUUCAAGGUCCAUCAAAGGUAACCAUAAAGGGUCGGCCAAAAGGUAAAAAGAUUAGAUAUGAGUUGGAGAAAUCAAUCAAGAAAUCAAUCAAGAAAUCCAUGUAGAGAAAGCGGAAGAGUUCAGGCCAGGUAGGUAUCGUAAUUAAUGUAAAACUUCAUGUUUUGUACAUAAUUGAUUAUGUCAAUAGUGACUUGUUUUCGUUUGAGUUUGUUUUUUUCAGGAUAAUCAUGUAGAAUCUUGUGAAAACAUAGAUUUGGAUGCUCCUGCUCGGCAGAUUGUUCCGCAAGAAGUUGGUGGAUUCAUGUCCCUAUUAAACUCUUUCGGCAAUACCUAAACUGUUUUGGAUAUAAAAUCCGCUAUGUUAUAUUAGAGGUCCUUUUUGUUGGGUGUUCGAGCUCAAUAUGUAUGUUUGAGGGUUAUUUUGUAGUCCGAGUUGUUGAUGGUCAGAUGUAUAUGAAACUGUUAUUUUUAUUCCUGAAUUGGAUGGUUAUUCAUGUUGACUAGUUUGACUUGACUACAUUUAACAAUGGCUGAAGUUACCUGGAUAUUCAACUCCGUAUGUGUGGGGAUGGUUACCCUAAUAUUAGCUUUUGUAAUUGUUUGAUUGCUUUUGGUUUAAGUAGUUACCAUUUGAGAAUCUCUAAAUGUUCAUUUUAUUAGGUACCCGGUUGGUUAUUUUGUGAAGGUAUUGGUAUGGUGUGUAUAAUUAGUUACAAGUACUUUAGGGUGCAUGUUCGAUUCACACUACAGGAAAAACGCCCAUUCAGGUACACUUGAAAAGUGUAGCCAAAAGUGAAAAAAAAUGAUGCCUUAUGCUACGACUAUGCUUUCUAGGCUACGGCUACGCUUUUUGGGG